AUGUCUAAGGCUGUUGGUAUUGAUUUAGGUACUACCUACUCCUGUGUUGCACACUUUGCUAACGACAGAGUUGAAAUUAUUGCAAAUGACCAAGGUAACAGAACCACUCCAUCUUUCGUUGCUUUCACUGAUUCCGAAAGAUUAAUUGGUGAUGCUGCUAAGAAUCAAGCUGCUAUGAACCCAGCUAACACCGUUUUCGACGCCAAGAGAUUAAUUGGUAGAAAAUUCGAUGAUGCUGAUGUCCAAGGUGACAUGAAGCACUUCCCAUUCAAGGUUGUUGACAAGGGAGGAAAGCCAAACAUUCAAGUUGAAUACAAGGGUGAAACCAAGGUUUUCACUCCAGAAGAAAUCUCUUCUUUCAUCUUGACCAAGAUGAAGGAAACCGCUGAAGGUUUCUUGGGUACCAAGGUUAACGAUGCCGUCGUUACCGUCCCAGCUUACUUCAACGAUUCCCAAAGACAAGCUACUAAGGAUGCUGGUUUAAUUGCUGGUUUAAACGUUAUGAGAAUCAUUAACGAACCAACCGCUGCCGCCAUUGCUUACGGUUUAGAUAAGAAGGAUGACACUGAAAAGAAUGUUCUUAUUUUCGAUUUAGGUGGUGGUACUUUCGAUGUUUCCCUUUUAUCUAUUGAAGAAGGUAUCUUCGAAGUCAAGUCUACCGCUGGUGACACCCAUUUAGGUGGUGAAGAUUUCGAUAACAGAUUAGUUAACCACUUUGUUAACGAAUUCAAGAGAAAGAACAAGAAGGAUAUCUCCACUAACCAAAGAGCCUUAAGAAGAUUAAGAACUGCUUGUGAACGUGCUAAGAGAACCUUAUCUUCUUCCGCUCAAACCUCCAUUGAAAUUGACUCCUUAUACGAAGGUGUUGACUUCUACACCUCAAUCACCAGAGCUAGAUUCGAAGAAUUAUGUCAAGAUUUAUUCAGAUCUACUUUAGACCCAGUUGAAAAGGUCUUGAGAGAUGCCAAGUGUGACAAGUCUCAAGUUGACGAAAUUGUUCUUGUUGGUGGUUCUACCAGAAUUCCAAAGGUUCAAAAGUUAGUUUCUGACUUCUUCAACGGUAAGGAACCAAAUAAGUCUAUCAACCCAGAUGAAGCUGUUGCUUACGGUGCCGCUGUCCAAGCUGCUAUCCUUUCUGGUGACACUUCUUCCAAGACUCAAGAUUUAUUGUUAUUGGAUGUUGCUCCAUUAUCUUUAGGUAUUGAAACUGCCGGUGGUAUUAUGACUAAGUUGAUUCCAAGAAACUCUACCAUCCCAACCAAGAAGUCUGAAACCUUCUCAACUUACGCUGACAACCAACCAGGUGUCUUAAUUCAAGUCUUUGAAGGUGAAAGAGCUAAGACUAAGGAUAACAACAUCUUAGGUAAGUUCGAAUUGUCUGGUAUUCCACCAGCUCCAAGAGGUACUCCACAAAUUGAAGUUACCUUCGACAUUGAUGCCAAUGGUAUCUUAAAUGUUUCCGCCUUAGAAAAGGGUACCGGUAAGACUCAAAAGAUUACUAUCACUAACGAUAAGGGUAGAUUAUCCAAGGAAGAUAUCGAAAGAAUGGUUAACGAAGCUGAAAAGUUCAAGGAAGAAGAUGAAAAGGAAGCUACCAGAGUUCAAGCCAAGAACGGUUUAGAAUCAUACGCUUACUCCUUAAAGUCUACCUUAGGUGAAGAUACCUUCAAGGAAAAGCUUGAUGCUUCUGAAGUUGAAGAAGUUACCAAGGCUGCCGAUGAAACCAUUGAAUGGUUAGAUUCUAACCAAACCGCCACUGCCGAAGAAUUCGCUGACAAGCAAAAGGAAUUAGAAGGUAAGGCCAACCCUAUCAUGACCAAGGCUUACCAAGCUGGUGCCGCUCCAGGUGGUGCUGCUCCAGGUGGAUUCCCAGGUGCCGCUGGUGGUGCUCCAGAACCUUCUGCUGAUGGACCAACCGUCGAAGAAGUUGAUUAA
Messenger RNA from Dujonia railenensis, 1935 nucleotides. The record is from the annotation of a GenBank genome assembly. Lineage: Eukaryota; Fungi; Ascomycota; Pichiomycetes; Serinales; Debaryomycetaceae.